CUCCCCUCUCGCCUUCCUUCGCUCGGUUUCCUCAUGCUGCUGCUCGACGCCGCCUUCGACGUGCCCUUCGACGCCUUCUGGUUCGACCCCGAGCCGGACCCGUCGACCCCCGGCUCGACCGAGCUCUCCCCCGAUGAGCAGCGCCGGCUCCGUCGGAAGAUCUCCAACCGCGAGUCGGCCCGCCGGUGCCGGAACCGGAAGCAGCGCCACCUCGAAGAGCUCCGGACCGAGUCGGCCCGGCUCCGGUCACAGAACCGUGACCUGGCGAGCCGGGUUGGUGCUCUGGCUCACCGCUGCAUACUCGUCCACCGCGCCAACCACGGCCUCCGUGCCCAGUCCGUCGCCCUCAACCGGAGGCUCAUCAAGCUCCGCCGACUGGUACUCCUCCGUCGGGUGUUGACGAUGGCGGCGCCAGCCCCCGUUGCCUCUCAUGGCGGGUUUGGUGGUGUGGGAUACGAGCAGGCCUUGGCAUCACUGCUCACGUGAACUUGGUACUCGGAAAUUUCGAUACCGCGGGUCCCCCUUUCAAUUGUGGCGGACAUUGGCGUGUGUAGUUUUGGGUGGCCACGCUUUGGUGUCUAUUACGAACGAAUUUUGUUGACGCCUCCUUUCGGGUUUAACGCUUAAUCAUAUAAAUAAAUAAAUAAGCGAAAUCCGCCCGAUUUUUCAUAAAUCCG
Musa acuminata AAA Group (dessert banana) is the source of this 677-nucleotide messenger RNA. RefSeq names its product basic leucine zipper 4. NCBI's taxonomy places the organism in Eukaryota, Viridiplantae, Streptophyta, Magnoliopsida, Zingiberales, Musaceae. The record is from RefSeq and is a predicted model, not a curated record. The transcript has a single exon. Gene Ontology annotation, cellular component: nucleus. Bases 34 to 486 code for a protein of 150 amino acids. Gene Ontology annotation, molecular function: transcription cis-regulatory region binding; DNA-binding transcription factor activity. Gene Ontology annotation, biological process: positive regulation of DNA-templated transcription.